Messenger RNA from Exserohilum turcica Et28A, 2718 nucleotides. RefSeq lists its product as uncharacterized. The record is from RefSeq and is a predicted model, not a curated record. The transcript has a single exon. Gene Ontology annotation, cellular component: DNA replication preinitiation complex. Bases 31 to 2718 code for a protein of 895 amino acids. Lineage: Eukaryota; Fungi; Ascomycota; Dothideomycetes; Pleosporales; Pleosporaceae. Gene Ontology annotation, biological process: DNA replication initiation.
ACACCCCACGGACAGCCAUGCGCAGUUCCGAUGUCCACAUGCGCAUUGCAAACGAAGACAAUGCUUCACACCGUUCCAGACACGCCAACCCAACUGCUGCGACUAGCCAUCAAACAUGAGGAACCCAGGACUCAGCUCCCUUCGAAACUAAAGCGAGCCUCGCUUUGCGGCCUCGGGAAUUUCAACAAGCCCUUUACAAUCAGGCCGCACUCUGAAUUCCCAAACACUGAGCCCGUCACCUUCAAGCCUAUCCGUGUAGUUGGGCGCUCUCAACUGCCGCUUACAUUCCUCGAUGCGUCCGCCGACGACAACUUCGCUUCACAUAGCCUCUUCGCCGCUCACAUAGACAUUCUAGAGGAUGAAGAGACGGACAAGGACGAGGGCGAGACCCUCAGAGUGCUGAUUGCGCAGCUCGAGGCGAAGAAGACGUUGUAUGCCAUAGAGCGGGUACAAGCACGCAUCUACAGUAUAUCCAAACUGGCAAGCUGGCUGAAAGAGAAAGAUGUCGCAGAUCUAUGGGAUCCCGGAAACAUACACAGACUGCCGAUUAGGGCCAAGCCGGAUACAAAUACAGACGCCCCCGGCGAGUGGUGGCAAUGUGCUGCAGUAGAGACGCAGGCUACGGAGCUAUUACUGCGCCGUACACGAAUGGGUAUGCUUCGACCAAAGCUGCCGCAAGCACAUAUUACCCUGGAUUCUCAACAACUGGAAGAUGUCCCAGCACCACAGGAUACCGAAAGCCUAGACACUGUGCCAACAGAGCCCUCGUUUGAGCCACCGCCAGUCUUACCGUCACCACAAGAGCAGCUCGAGUUGCUGAUUAGCCAAUAUCUUGAUGCCGUGUACAUGUCAAAAACAUCUCUGGCAUAUUUUGCAAAGGGACCUCUGACUCGAGCACGCAAUGCCUUCACUUUGGCUGAAGAAGGGGCUCCUCCCACACACGAGCUUAUUGCAUCUUUACGUGCAAUGCUGCUCAGCCCAAAGGCUAGUGAAAAGAAGUACUAUGAAAAACUACCCGCGUUGAUCAAAGCCAUGUCACCGGGAAGUACUUCAGACGACGAGCCUAGCGCUGGGGCCGGUAAAACAAAAAAGUCAAAGAAGAAGGCGAGACUUGGUCGCGAGGGCGUAUACCCACAAGAAGAGGCACUUGUCAAAAAGUGGUGGCGGUCGGAGUUGCCUGGUGGUGAGGCCAUGGCUGCAGAGACGAUGGACCAGCGUAUCAAGAGGCGCAUUGGUGAUUUACGAGUUCGCGAGACACUGGCGCAACUGAUGCUCAUGCUUGAGAUUAUCGCGCUCGAGGCCAUGUCCACAAGCACCAAUGCUCUUGGCCAAGAUGGUGCAAAAGAAGAAAGCCAAGAUCACAACGAGCAGCCCGUGCCGAAGAAGCGGAAGAAGAAACUCGACGAUAUCAACGUCCAGCUUGAUUUGCUGCUGGACAAGCUCUGCAUAUGGCAUGCUACUGAGGAAAUGGGCAUACUGGAGUUUGACGCCAAGCCAUCGCAGCAGAAUGAGGGCUCGGACGGGACUGGCCGCAACGGGUCAAGCGAUCGCCUGCACAGCUUCUGUGUCGAAGUGAUAAUACCUUUCUACAUCAACCGCCUUCCCGAACAGGCGGUAAUGGUCAACAAAAAGCUCGGUGGACCAGCGCACAGCUUGCCGGCCAAGCGAAAGGCAAACAAGCCACCCUCUACCUCACGCAGAUUAAAAGACUCCAAGGAACCUGAAACGAAGAAGCCGCGGCGCUCGCUAGUACGAGUAGCCACCGACAACACCGGAAGGACGGUUGAGCGGACAACGCCAUCUCUGAACCGAUCGGCUACUGACUCGGUGAUAGUAGAGGGGAUCAAAAGAGAAGGAAGCGAGACACCACUGUCGGCUAUACCUUUUCGACGCAGCCCGUCCAAGGGUGCAAGGCAGUCGAUGUCGCAGAUUCGACAUUUGCAGGGGCGUCAAAUCGAUCUGGCUCAACCUUCGGCGGCUGCAUCAGCAAAGAUGAAGCAGAAACAGCGAGUAGAAGAAGAUUUGCAAGAGGCAAUACUAGCGCUUAAGAAGCCCAACCGAGGGCUAGCAGCUGGCAGCUAUGUGAGCGACCGGGAGCAACGUGGUCUCGGGUUGCCCAGCAAAUCGCGGAAACCGGCAGUUACGGUUCGAAAGACGAUCAAGGAGGUGCAGGUAACGGCCACGCCACGGGCAGGCCGCAAGACGAAGAACAUGGUUGAGCAAACGCCUGUGCAACAGCACUAUGACCCGUUUGUCAGGUCGCCGGGGGAGGGAGCGCCUCCAUCGAGCGGGUUCUGCGUACCCUCGUCAGGCGUGCGACCGCCGCCUGCGAUGAUACCCGCAACGGGCCACCGCCACACGACGGCGCCAAACCUAGUGGAUUCCAGCAUUGCUGAGACGCCGUCGAAAGCGCCACAGGCGAAACCUUUUUCUUCGGAUGCGGUGCGGAGGAGGAUUUUUGCGACCCCGUUAAAGACAGCGGGCCCUGCUCCGGACGCGGGACUCGAUGAAGCAGCACCGCAUGUGUUCGAGACGCCCGCCAAGGCCCUCGACAGUCCUCCGUGCAACAGUAUCACGGCUGGGCCUCGCGAUGUUGCUGCAACGCCCACCAAGUCGGUUGCCGUGGCGGCGCGUGAAGCUGGUGUGGAUCCUUUUGCCGGGCCGUCGAUAUACGACGCGUUAGGAUGGGACGACGAUGAGGACGACGGUUUUGUAUAG